ACACACUAUCAUGUGUAUUUAUAUUAAAUCUAUGGUACUAAUAGUCUUCAGAGAUUCUUCCUUAGUUUUAUUUAUUCAUUUGUAGUUCAGAUUUGUAACUACUUAUCAAUCUGUGGUUUGUAACGACUGAUGAUGGGCAUUGUUCAGUCUCUGUGGACAGUUUCAGUUGCUAAAAUAAAAGUUGUGCUUGUGUUUUGUAUGUAACUUUAUUGUGAAUCACAAGUGUACCGAAAAGUUAUUUUAGUGAAGUGUAUACAAUUUUCUGUGUGGUGCGGAGUUUACAAAAGUACGUAUUGUAUAAUCUCAAUAUAACAUUAUUUUCAAUAAACAGUUGUCAACUCUUCGAUCUACUUUCACUUUUAAAAAGGGUAAUCACAAUGGAAGCGCUACAGCGCAGUUCGACGACCACUCGCCAAUUUGCAUAGCAGCCUUGGGAAAGUGAAGUGCACCGUUGGACCGCAGGAUGCCGAUCGCACCGCGCGGCCCUCCGCACGACUUAAUCCCACCCUACCGCCUGCAACACCAUAGGAGACCGAUCUCAACCCUCAAGUGGCCUUAGAAUAUUUUAAAGUGUAACUUUUAUACGCCUCUUUUACACCGACCUAAUAAGCAUAAGUACAGUGUUUAGUGUUAAGUGUCGCGCGCGAGUGUAAGUGUAUAUGUGUGUCGAUGGUGCGGCCGACAUGGGAAAGUCCUCGGCGAGAACACAUGGCCAAGAGAAUGAACGGAGAAUCAAAGCGAACAACAGGGAAUACAACGCGCAGUUCCGCUACGCCAACAACUACAUCAAGACAUCGAAGUACUCGAUCAUAACGUUCCUGCCACUGAACCUGUUGGAGCAGUUCCAGCGGCUGGCGAACUUCUACUUCCUGUGUCUGCUGGUGCUGCAGCUGAUCCCGGCCAUCUCGUCGCUCACCCCCAUCACUACCGCGAUACCGCUCAUUGGGGUGCUCGCCCUUACUGCCGUUAAAGACGCUUACGACGACUUUCAACGUCAUCAAAACGAUUCUCAAGUGAACCACAGAAGAGCGAAAACUCUUCGUAAUGGCAAGCUUGUGGAGGAGAAGUGGGCGUCUGUUCAGGUGGGAGACGUCAUCCGGCUGGAGAACGACCAGUUCGUCGCCGCGGACAUCCUUCUCCUCAGCAGUUCGGAGCCCAACGGGCUCUGCUACAUUGAGACUGCAGAGUUAGACGGGGAGACAAAUUUAAAAUGUCGUCAGUGCCUUCUGGAGACGGCCGCCAUGGGUCAGGACGAUGCACAACUGGGCGCGUUCGACGGCGAGAUCGUCUGCGAAACGCCCAACAAUCUACUUAAUAAGUUUGAUGGUACGCUGAGCUGGCGUGAGCAGCACUUCUCGCUGGACAACGACAAGAUCCUGCUGCGUGGAUGCGUCUUGCGCAAUACGUCGUGGUGCUACGGCGUUGUGGUGUUCGCGGGCAAGGACACCAAGCUCAUGCAGAAUUCCGGCAAGACCAAGUUCAAGCGCACCAGUAUAGAUAGGCUACUUAAUUUUCUUAUUAUAGGGAUAGUGCUGUUUUUAUUGUCAAUGUGUGUGUUCUGCACGGUCGCGUGCGGCGUGUGGGAGUGGCUGGUGGGGCGCUACUUCCAGGCGUACCUGCCGUGGGACACGUUGGUGCCGGCCGAGCCCGCGUCCGGCGCCAUCGUCAUCGCUCUGCUCGUGUUCUUCUCCUACGCCAUCGUCAUGAACACUGUCGUGCCUAUAUCGCUCUACGUUUCUGUCGAGGUGAUAAGAUUUGCGCAGAGUUUCUUAAUUAAUUGGGAUGAAAAAAUGUAUUACGAAAAGUCUGGAACAGCUGCUAAAGCGCGCACCACAACGCUGAACGAAGAACUAGGUCAGAUCCAGUACAUAUUUUCCGAUAAAACUGGUACAUUAACACAAAACAUAAUGACGUUCAAUAAAUGUUCGAUAGCGGGUGUAUGCUAUGGAGAUGUGAUUGAUGAGAACACGGGCGAAAUUAUGGAAGUGACUGACCGAGGCAAGCGGCGCAGCAAAGGGACCGGCGGCGCUGCCUUGGGUGCCACUGGGCCCGCGGGCGCUACGGUCGCGGUGACGGCCACGCCAGGCGCCAACGGAGCACGUACCCGCCUGCUGGAGACCGAGCACGAGCAAGGACGGAGCACGCCCGGCGCUACGCCGCACAGCACGGAACCUCUGGACUUCUCAGACAACCCGGAGUAUGAACCGGAGUUUAAGUUCUUCGAUUCUAAGUUGUUGAAAGCCGUGAAGCAAGGCGACAGACACGUGUUCGACUUCUUUCGUUUGCUCGCACUAUGCCACACGGUUAUGCCCGACCAGAAGAACGGCCGCCUUGAAUAUCAGGCGCAGUCGCCAGACGAGUCAGCACUGGUAUCCGCGGCGAGAAAUUUUGGUUUUGUGUUCAGAGAGCGAUCGCCUAAUACUAUUACGAUAGAAGUUAUGGGGAAAACAGAGGUGUAUGAGUUGUUAUGUAUAUUAGAUUUUAAUAAUGUUAGGAAAAGAAUGUCCGUGAUAUUAAAGAAGGAUGGUGAAAUUAGGUUAUAUACUAAAGGUGCUGAUAAUGUAAUAUACGACAGAUUAAAACGUAGCAACCAGGAGGAAGUUAAAUCAAAAACACAAGAGCAUUUAAACAAGUUCGCGGGCGAGGGUCUACGUACACUGGCCCUCGCGUGGCGGCCUUUGGAAGAGCGGGGUUUCGCGGAGUGGAAGAGACGUCACCAGGCCGCUGCGCUCGCGAUUCACGACCGAGACGAACGCCUCGAUGCCAUAUAUGAGGAGAUUGAGACUGACCUCAUCCUGUUGGGUGUCACAGCCAUUGAAGAUAAAUUACAAGAUGGUGUGCCAGAGACGAUAGCGAAUUUAAGUAUGGCUGGCAUGAAAAUAUGGGUACUUACAGGAGAUAAACAAGAGACAGCCAUAAACAUCGGCUACUCGUGCCAACUGCUGACGGACGACAUGGCGGAGGUGUUCGUGAUAGACGGCGCGGCGCACGACGACGUAGACCGCCAGCUCGCCAAGUGUCGCGACUCCAUCCGCGUCGUCAACACAUUCCUGCCACACGGAUCAUCCGAAGCCAAGAGCUCAAGUGUAGAGACAGCGAACGGCGGCGGUUCAGUGUCGCGGCCGUCCCCGGGCCGCUCCGCCAACGUAAAGCUAAACGCGCCCGCCGUCUCCGUCGUAACAUUUAGGUGGGAACUUAACACACUAGCACACGACAGCAACGAGUACGUUACGGCCGGCGGGCCUUACUCUGCGGACGCUCACGAGCACAACGCCGACGACUCCAACGGGUUCGCGAUCGUCGUCAACGGACACUCCCUCGUGCACUGUCUGCAUCCCAAGCUAGAGGAAAAGUUCCUUGACGUCGUACUGCAGUGUCGGUCGGUGAUCUGCUGUAGAGUGACGCCAUUACAAAAAGCCAUGGUAGUUGAGCUUAUCAAGAAAAGCAGAAAAGCGGUCACGCUCGCAAUAGGGGACGGUGCCAAUGAUGUAUCUAUGAUAAAAGCGGCACAUAUAGGCGUUGGAAUCUCAGGCCAGGAGGGCAUGCAAGCAGUAUUAGCGUCCGAUUACUCGAUAGCGCAGUUUAGGUUCCUGCAACGACUACUGCUGGUGCACGGCCGGUGGUCGUACUACCGGAUGUGCAAGUUUCUGCGGUAUUUCUUUUAUAAGAACUUCGCGUUCACGGUCUGCCACUUUUGGUUCGCGAUGUUCUGUGGAUUUAGUGCACAAACGGUGUUCGACGAGAUGUUCAUCUCGGUGUACAACCUGUUCUACACGUCGCUGCCGGUGCUGGCGCUAGGCGUGUUCGAACAGGACGUGUCGGACGCCACGUCGCUACAGUUCCCCAAGCUGUACGCGCCCGGCCACACCAGCCAGCUGUUCAACAAGACUGAGUUCAUCAAGUCCACGCUGCACGGUUGCUUCACCUCGCUCGUGCUCUUCCUCAUACCCUACGGUACUUACAAAGACGGGUUGGCGCCCGACGGCAAGAUAUUGUCAGACCACAUGUUACUAGGGAGUGUCGUGGCUACGAUACUAAUUAUUGACAACACGACACAGAUCGCGUUAGAUACAACAUACUGGACGGUAUUCAACCAUGUCACAAUCUGGGGCUCGUUGGUGUCGUAUUUCGUGUUGGAUUAUUUUUACAACUACGUGAUCGGCGGCCCCUACGUGGGCUCGCUGACUGUGGCACUCACGCAAGCUACCUUCUGGUUUACUGCCGUGCUCACUAUGAUGAUCCUGAUGGUGCCGGUGGUGUCGUGGCGGCUGGCGUGUUCGCGGCGGCGACCAACGCUGGCGGAGAGGUUGCGUGCGCGCACGCGGUGGCGCCGUGCGGCCGCAGCGCCUGCACCGCGCACGCCGUCCGCACGCCGUGCGCGGCGCUCCGUGCGCUCCGGAUACGCUUUCGCCCACCAGGAGGGCUUCGGUCGCCUCAUCACGUCGGGCAAGAUCAUGCGGCGAAUCCCGCACGCCGACGCCGCGCUGUCGGCGCUCGCCUCGCUGCCGGGCAAGUUCCAUCCGCGGUCGUCAACGCCGCCGCCCUCUCCGCCUUCGCCGCCUUCGCCGCGGGCGCCCAAACAAGACCUCGAUUCCGUCGACUUAUGAGCCCAGCGGACGACUGCGAGCGGCCCUUACUCUUGAGAAGUCGAGCAGAACGCGAGAACGGAGUGCGACCGGGACCCGGACCCGGCCGAGCGGCUAUCCGUAAUCGGUUGACGUCUUCGCUAGCGAUAGUGUUCUUUUAAUAAAAAGACGUAAAAUGUACAAUAUAAGAUCGACAGUAAUGUUUGUAAAUAAUAAAUUGGUUACAAACGA
Pararge aegeria (speckled wood butterfly) is the source of this 4817-nucleotide messenger RNA. RefSeq names its product probable phospholipid-transporting ATPase IM (gene ATP8B). Gene Ontology annotation, cellular component: plasma membrane. Gene Ontology annotation, molecular function: ATPase-coupled intramembrane lipid carrier activity; ATP binding; magnesium ion binding. NCBI's taxonomy places the organism in Eukaryota, Metazoa, Arthropoda, Insecta, Lepidoptera, Nymphalidae. The record is from RefSeq and is a predicted model, not a curated record. The coding region runs from base 660 to 4607 and encodes 1315 amino acids. Gene Ontology annotation, biological process: phospholipid translocation; Golgi organization. The transcript has 26 exons.